Messenger RNA from Protopterus annectens (West African lungfish), 2918 nucleotides. RefSeq names its product sodium- and chloride-dependent transporter XTRP3-like. Lineage: Eukaryota; Metazoa; Chordata; Ceratodontiformes; Protopteridae. The coding region runs from base 41 to 1822 and encodes 593 amino acids. The record is from RefSeq and is a predicted model, not a curated record. The transcript is spliced from 11 exons. Gene Ontology annotation, cellular component: plasma membrane. Gene Ontology annotation, molecular function: L-proline transmembrane transporter activity. Gene Ontology annotation, biological process: sodium ion transmembrane transport.
AGAAGGUCAUUCAGCAGCAGGGAUACAGAAGUUGUCAGAGAUGACAGAGAACAGACAAGCAUGGGACAAUUCUCUACAAUUCUUCUUUGCUUGUAUUUCCUUUGCUGUGGGACUUGGGAAUGUUUGGCGUUUUCCAUAUUUAUGCCAGAUGCAUGGAGGGGGGAGCUUUUUAAUACCAUACCUGAUUAUGCUGAUUUUAGAAGGCAUGCCUUUGCUUUACCUUGAAUUAGCAGUGGGUCAACAGAUGAGGAAGGGAAGUGUGGGUUCCUGGAAAAUUGUGAGUCCUUAUCUUAUUGGGGUUGGAAUUGCAAGUGUUGUGGUCUCUUUUCUUAUCAUUGUUUACUACAAUGUGGUGAUAGCAUGGAGCUUUUGGUACUUUUUCCAUUCAUUUCAGGAUCCUUUGCCAUGGGCCACAUGCCCCACAAACAGCAAUCAUACAGGAUAUGUAAACGAAUGUGAAAAGAGCUCAGCAACAGAAUACUUUUGGUAUCGAGAAACACUGAACAUUACAUCAUCAAUCGAUGAACGAGGGUGCAUGCAGUGGGAAAUAAGUGCAUGCCUGGUUCUUGCUUGGCUUGUGAUAUAUCUCUGUAUUCUCAAAGGAACCAAAUCUACUGGCAAGGUCGUUUAUGUCACAGCCUGCCUCCCAUAUGUGGUUCUUAUCAUAUAUUUGGGUCGAGGACUAACAUUACAUGGAGCAAUAAAUGGAUUAGUUUAUAUGUUUACUCCAAAGAUCAAUGAGCUUAAGAACCCAAAGACAUGGGUCAAUGCUGCUACUCAAAUUUUUUUCUCUCUUGGCUUGGGCUUUGGAAGUCUAAUAGCUUUUGCAAGCUAUAAUCAGCCUGAUACAAACUGUGAGAAGCACGCCAUACUAGUAUCGACUAUCAACAGUGCUACUUCCAUAUUUGCCAGUAUUGUGACAUUUUCUGUGUAUGGAUUUAAAGCAACUUAUAAUUAUGAAAAAUGCAUUGAGAGGAUGACUCUUCUACUAGUUAACAAUUUUGAUCUAGAAUCUACUAGGAUAAGUGAAGCAAACCUUAGUACCUGGAUGGCUGAGCUGAAUUCUACAUUUCCUGAACAGUAUGCUGGCAUUGGCACUGAGAUUGAAGAAUGCAGUUUGGAAUCUGAGCUGACAACGGCUGUCCAAGGGACUGGACUCUCAUUCAUUGUAUACUCAGAAGCAAUUACCAGCAUGCCAUUGUCACAGCUGUGGUCAGUGCUGUACUUUAUAAUGCUGCUUACCCUGGGAGUUGGAAGCAUGCUGGGAUGUGCAACCGCUCUCACUACUGCUCUGAAGGAUGUCAAAAUCAUUGCUGCACAACUUUCUGAGGAAGUGAUAACAAGUAUCAUGUGCCUCGUGUGCUGUUCUGUUAGCCUCAUAUUCACCUUUGGCUCAGGAAAUUACUGGUUUGAAAUAUUUAAUGAUUAUGCUGCCACUCUGUCUGUGCUGCUUAUUGUCCUGGUGGAGGAUCUGGCAAUUUGUUACCUCUAUGGACUUAAAAGAUUUUCAAAGGAUAUUGAAAUGAUGCUGGGACAUAAACCUAAUUGGUACUGGAAAACCAUGUGGUCUGUUAUCAGCCCUCUUUUAAUUAUCAGUUUAUUCAUAUUCUACAUUGUAGAUUAUAUACUUACAGAAAAACUGAUGUAUCAAGCAUGGGACCCUGAUCUGGGCCAGUUAGUUACCAAGGAUUAUCCUGCUGGAGCUGAAGCUGUCAUUGGGUGCAUCAUUGUCUCCUCUAUCAUCUGCAUGCCCUUAGCUGCCUUGGUUAUCUUUAUCCAAAAGAAACACUACAGAGGAAAGAAAACGGAUAGUCUCAUUUGAUGCUACAUAGUGCUUCUGAUUGGUGCAUACAGCCAGAUACAAAGAAGAGGAAAAUAGUGUGUGUGUGUGUGUGUGUGUGUGUGUGUGUGUGUGUGUGUGUGUGUGUGUGUGUGUUUAUAUGUAUGUAUGUGAGAGAGAGUGAAAGAUGAUGAGAGGCAGUGAUGACAAAAAAGUGCUAAUUUGGAGCAAAUUACCUCUAAUAUCUAUCCCGCACAAGCUAAAAGCUUAUUAUAUCACUAUCGAAUCUUUCAUUUAUUUCUAUGAUUCAUUACCCAUUGCACAAAAAUGUAAUGUUUCCCACUUCAGCAUCUUCCUUAUAUGCCUUUCUCACUUUGCAUCACCAUUUUCUCUUAAGAAAUUAAAUGUCUCAUAACCCUUCCAAUUUUUCAUCAUAACUGUAAAUGAAAAGUUAUAUGCUUUUUCUGUGGCUUUCCCAUGCUGGAAAUACUCUGCAUAUAUAUAGUUAUAGAUUAGCUAUUGACAUAGGUGUAUAGAUAGAUAUAAAUGUAGCUAGAGCUAUAGAUAUAUCUAGUUAAAUUGACGGCUAUCAUCUGCCAGUUAGCACAGUGGAUUAAGGCUUACAACUGUUAAUGAGCUGCUUAACUAAGGGCAUAGGAUUUUGAAUCCUUCCAUCUUUAUUUAUCUGCUGUAUGACUCUAAGCAAGUCACUAACCAGACGCUGCUCCCAGGUCAUCCCUGAAAAGGCACACCUGUAUCUGAUGUGUUAACAAAUAUAUAAAAUAAAAAAAGUAUCCAAGGAAAAAAGUCUGAUCAACAACAGACAAAGCAUAAUCCUAUCAAUGUAAAUGUUCCUGCAAACAAUGAAUGCAACUGGCUACUUUUGGAGGCUUGGUUUUCUGAUAUACUCCAAGUUGGCUUGUAGACCAUUCCAGUAUUGUCCAGUUUUCUGUUCCCUUCCUUUUCUUCCUUCUUGCUACUGCUGUGCCAUACCUUAUAUAUUCCACUGGUAAGUGGUCAGGAUUGCUCAGCUGAGAAGGUGAUUUGUUAUGGUAUAAGUCAUCAGAGCUGCGUAACAGAAGGCUAGGUAUGCAGAGCUGGCAGGAUCCAUUAGACAUCAUAUAUAUAUAUAUAUAUA